CGCUCGCAGCCUUCUGGGUUUGUGGGUGCUGGGUGCUGGUGAGCCAGGGUGGGUGGGGGGUCAGCAGGCGCCCUGGAGCCCCCCACCUCCGCGAUGGACGCUGUGGCAGCCUUCGGCAUGGAUAAACAAUUUGCCCCGAACCCGGUGCGGAUUUUGGACCCUCCGGACAACCCCCAGGCUCGGAAAAACUUCAGCGUCAGCCACCUCCUGGAUUUGGAGGAAGUUGCCGCCGGCAUGAAUGGGGCAGCCAAGGAAUCCGGCGCAGAGGCGAGGGAGAGCGGCAAGGGCGGGCCGGACCCCUCUGGGGGCAGCAGCGGGAGCGAAGGAGGAGGCGCCCUUCGGGAAGGUGAGAGCUUGAGUGCAUCCCGCAGCUCUGCCAAGAGGAAGAAGAAGCAGAGGAGAAACCGCACCACAUUCAACAGCAGCCAGCUCCAGGCUCUGGAGAGGGUCUUUGAGAGGACGCACUACCCUGAUGCCUUUGUCCGGGAGGAGUUGGCACGGAGAGUCAGCCUUAGCGAGGCCAGAGUGCAGGUAUGGUUUCAGAACCGGAGGGCCAAAUUUCGCCGAAAUGAGAGGGCCAUGCUUGCCAACAGAUCGGCAUCACUCCUCAAAUCCUACAGCCAAGAUGCAGCCAUCGAACAACCCAUGGCCCCCCGUCCAACCAACCUGAGCCCAGACUAUCUCUCCUGGUCAACAACAUCCCAAUACAGCAGAUCAAAAGUUCAGAGCUGUUCACCCGCAGUUUUGAAAGAGAAGAACUUGAUGAAAGUUUCUGAACCCUGCUGUACCUGUAUUCACUCAUCCAGCCCCACAUGGUACAAGUGUACAUUUUGGGGGUAUACAACAACUCAACAUUGCUGUAACAAAGAAGCUGCAUUUUUCAUUUUUGCUCAAAUGCGCACACCCCAUUCCUUAAAAAAAAAAAAACCCUCUGGGAGAUAAGAGGGGAACUCACAAUAACUCAGAAUCCUGUAAGAGAUUAUCAGAUACCCUGCUUACUCUGCUGGUUUCCAGAGAGGUUGUGUGCCAUUUGAAGGUCCAUGCCCUUUGGCUUUCAAAAAUGUUUGUGUGUGUGUGUCUUUAGGAUGAGCAUGGCAUUGGGUUGAUGGGAUGUUGAGUCCCAGGGAGGGACAGGACUCAGAGGCAUGGAGUGCUAAAUGGAUUGGGUGCCCCAAGACACAAGACUGUCCUCUAUCCACAUUCAACCCCUGGAGGCAGAAGCACCCCCAAAGCUCUCAUCACAAAGAAUGAAGCCCCCGGAGCCCCCUGUCAGCAGCCUGCAGCCAUUCUGCCCCAAACCAGGAAGAGAGAACUGAACCAAUACAAAGUAAACAAUUUAAUAGCAGAACCAGCCUAACCUAAAGAUGUGUGAGAAGGGGAAGAUGUGUUGCUUCAGGCAAAGGGAGGGAGAGGAAAACUGAAUAUAAACAAGAAAGCAGAUAGCCAUUAAAAAAAAAUGAUCAGUGAUAUGUAUUUGAAAUAAGGAAAUCUAAAAUAUAAAGAAACAUUCAAGCACAUUGUGGUGCAUGGUACUCCCUGCCCCCCCCUUUAGCUGUUAAACUCAGUUGGUAGACCUUGAUAAUUUCAAAUUACUUAAGGAUGCUAAGGUGGAGGGGAGAAGCCACCUGCUAAACCCAGGAAAUUAUUGAAGGUCAGAAUCUAUUUGGUAUACAGAUGUAAAAUGAGAAGCCCUAUUUUCACCUGAGGAAUGUUGGGUGGUAUGCUAUUCCUUUUGUGAUUUCCAGAAAAACCUCUUUAGGUCUGGUCUAUACAAUCAACCAGUGGUUUAACAGUCAUUCCCUCUUUGAUACUUUAAAGUGGUAUAAUACUGCUUCAAAUGCAUAGAGAUCUUGGAGCCCUAGACCAGAGUGUACCUGUUUGCCACAGAAAAGCUGUCCGUCCUCUAUGCUGCUCCCUGGUGGCAGUGGUUUGUGGCUACAAGCUACAGCUCCUAGUUUGCUUGGCUGGGGGCGGGGGAAAGCUGUGGCUGCUUAGAGUGGUCUCAUAGUGCUUUCAAUGUAUGGUGCGGCUUUGGCCUUAGUCACCCUUAAUAAACAAAGACACUUGUGGCUGACAUGGUAUGUAUACUGUGUGGUUGUAAGAGUGGCUGCAGGAUGUGCAAAAUAGGGGAGCUGGUGAGAGGUGAUAGGCACCCCUGAAAUGUGGAAGGGUCCUAGCAGUGCGCUGCCAGUGACCUGCAUUAUAAACUAUUCCAGGGUGAACACAGCUCCACCUCUCUCUCACUUAGCUUAUCUCCCCAAUCCACCUUCUCCCAGAGGCCUCUGGCACCCUUUAUGAUGACCAGCCUCUCUCCCUCACCUCAUUCCUGCCAAUCACAGGUGCAUAGUUGUCAACUUUUCCCUUUUCUUUGCGAGGAAUCCUGUUCGGAAUAAGGGAAUUACCCUUAAAAAAAGGGAAAAGUUGACAGCUAUGCACAGGUGGAGUCCCACUUGCACAUGCCAGCCUGCCUUCCAAUCAGCCUCUGCCCUUGUCGCCUCGCAGCCAUUCACCUCUGGCUUGGGUGGCGAAUGAGAAACAGUGUGACCCUCAACAGGAGAUACAGAAAAGCAGAAGGGGUAUGGGUCAAAUCAACUUUCUUUGAACCAUUUCAUACCCCGUCCAUGUGCCCAUUUGCUGGCUGGGGGAAUUCGGGACUCUGCGUGUCAGAGAGAAGCUUGAGGGUUUUUGUGAAGGUCCCAGCUUUUUCGUAGCAAUUGGAGACUAUGGAAUUGUGUAUAAGGAGGAAAUGCAGGUUGUUCCUCCAAAGAAUUUGAACAGAAUCUCCUACCAGUGAAGGGAGAGGGGGGAAAUCUCACUGCCUGCAGGAGCCUAAGUAAGGGGCAAGAGAUACUGAGGAGUUUGAGCUUUGCAAAUUCCGGUUGGUAAUGAGCUGAUUUUUUUUUGCUUCCAGGAUGAGCUUCCAGACUUCUAGACUCAAGAAAAUGUUCACAAAUGAAA
Molecule: messenger RNA, 2958 nt
Organism: Lacerta agilis (Sand lizard)
Lineage: Eukaryota; Metazoa; Chordata; Lepidosauria; Squamata; Lacertidae
Gene: PRRX2
Product: paired related homeobox 2
Exons: 4
Coding region: 94-942 (282 amino acids)
Biological process (GO): regulation of DNA-templated transcription
Molecular function (GO): DNA binding; DNA-binding transcription factor activity, RNA polymerase II-specific
Source: RefSeq, a predicted model, not a curated record